CGCGAGCCGACCGUGUUGACAUCUAGGAAGUUUAAGAUGUCGGGGAAUGUUUUGUGCGACGAGCCGCUGGUAUGUUCGCGGACGAAAUGACUUGCUCGUUGUGGCGUACGUCUGCUAAAUUCCGGCCUAAGUUAAAUCCCAAAGUGUUGUAAGAGCGCCACGCCGCCGCGGUGGGGCCGUGGCCAGCCAGGUCGUCCCAGCCGUCUGUCGCCGCCGACGCCGACGCCGACCCUGUGCGCGAGCGGGGCAAGGGUGAGGAAAAAGACGAAGAGGAAGAAGAAGAAGAACGAGGAGGAGACCGAGGAGGCGCGAGACGAAGGCGAGCGCGAGGACUGCCAGUGUAUUGCCAGUGUGUAUGUGUGUGUCCGCGUACCACUGCCAGGACCUGAGGUACCCGGGACCCCGGGGGGUCGCGUUCCUCCCUUCUCGCUCUUCUUCCUGAUCGACCGUGCGAAAAACCCGCGCGGGGGUGACAGGUGAAUUAAUAUCGGACGGGAGGCGCGGACGCAAAAUAUAUAGGGGGUGGAGAGAGAGAGAGAGAGCGGGCGGCCGAGCACGUGGUGUGACGAUUGUUGUUUUUUUCCAAAUUCAUCACUCUCGACUCUUGGGAUGGGAGCCAAGGCGAGCACCGUGGCACAAUCCGCCGGCGGCAACGGUCAAUCCUCCACCGGGGCGAACGAGACCGCGAUGCAGGGCUUCUCCAUGCUCCGCUCCCUACCGGGCGGCGUGGGCAUGCUCCAGCAUCAGCACCAGCAGGCCAAUCAGUCGCAGAACUCGCGGAUGUCCGGGGACAGCAGGCAGCGUGCGCGCUCGCUGAGCUCCGUCCCGGACCUGUCCACCGCCGAGCAGGCUGGCCUCUCCACCUCGGUCGGGGUUGGAGUCGGCCAGGCCCUCGGCCUGCCGCAGCUCGACUCUGACGACACGGACGAGGAGAGUGGUCGCGUCUACGCCGCUCACAGCUUGCCUUCGCACAUUUGGUCCCUCAACGGUCUAAAGUGUCCCGUAUGCUCCAAGUUCAUUCUGCCGGAUGAUAUCGAGUGUCACCUGGUCAUGUGCCUGACCAAGCCGCGUCUCAGUUACAAUGAGGAUGUGCUGACAGAUGGAAAGGGAGAAUGUGUCAUUUGCUUGGAGGAGCUACAAUCUGGAGAUCUUAUAGCCCGCUUGCCCUGUCUUUGUAUAUAUCAUAAAAACUGUAUCGAUAAGUGGUUUCAAGUGAAUCGUAGCUGCCCUGAACAUCCCGGAGAUUGAUUCGUACCUGCUGAACUUGGUGGAGUAUAGUGGAACAAGUUGCUAGCCCAGAGGACUCGCGCCGAAGGGGUUGAGAUGGCAGAAAACGGCAGAAAAAAAGAAGCUAGUCAAGGUGGCUGCUAGUCCGCAAAUGGUGAUUGGUGCGUGCGGUGAAAUGUUCGACUGAACGAGACUCGCUCAUAAAAUCGAACACACACGGAAACACAGAUGUUUAAUUCAAUCCUCAAAUCUACUCUUGUUAAGCGGAGGACUUAAAUAACAAAAAAAAUCGCCAUAGGAUUCAACGAUACAAUGCUAUUACCUAUACGUAUCUAUAAUUAAUCUAUUAUUGCUCUAUCGCUUAAUAUCAAUUGUACCAUAUUUAUAAAUUUUACUUAGUUUUACAUCUUGAACUCGAUUUAGCGCUUAUAAGCAGGACAAUCUUUAUUAUCUCGAUCAUGAUUUUUGUCUUUUCUUAUUCUUUUUAUGGUUCUUUAUUUUUUCUUUCUGGAAAAGGGGGACAGGACGAAUCUUAGUCAAGGGGACCUGCGUAGGAGCAGGUGUGAGCUCUACCUUAGAUAAGUUAGUUAUACUUUUAUUGAUUUUUAGUAUUGAGACGAUAUAUCGUAAUUUCCGUUGUCUGUUGGGGAAUGAGUGCUAGAAAGGAUAUUUUUGAUACUUUCAUAAAAGGGAGAGCCAGAAUGUAUAAGAGUUUCAAGCGCUGGAGAUGACGACGUAACACUGUUGAUGCUGUAGUAACAAUAAAGGUUCUGAUUUAACCUUCUUUACUGAGAGAUUCAUACUAAUGUGAUAAAUCUCUUUUGUUGUUAUUAGAGAGAAUUGACGCGCUCCGUGUUACUAAGAUGUACAGUCUAUUGUCGAUUACUGAGGAUUUACCUACUGUAUAAUUAAUCUCUUUUGUAUACGGAUAAGGAUUGACAUAACCCAGCAGAAGUAGUUUUUGUAAUACGAACAAUCAAAGUCUAUCAUUGUUCCAGUAACGUACGCAAAACCGUAUAUGUUCGGCUCGGACUUCGUCACUUGCGUGAGGUUUAAUGACACACGAACUAACACAGAACAAUGAGAGAAUACGAGGAGAACGGAGAAAUGAGAAUGUGGUGCGAUGAAAAAAAAAACAUGAGAAGAAACUAGAAAUAAAUUAUAUUAACAAAAUCGAACGCGUAAACAUAAAGUAUGUACAUACAUAUGUGUAUAUGUAUAUGCAUACUCUCGCGCACUUUCUCUCGACAGAUAUUUUAAUAUCGAGUUAAACAUCUUUUUCACUGAUAAGCAAUUAUAAAAUAAAAAGUUUUCACGAGCCAGGAUGGUUGCUCGUUGGACUGCAAGCGGUCUUAAAAAAGAAAAAACAAUUCAAAUUUUAAAAGAUAUUUAAUAUUACAGACAUCGAAAUUAAUCGAUUAAAUAAAUAAAUAAAUAUAAAAAGAAAGACAUAUCUGCAUUCAAGAGAAAGUGCGCGACGCCUAAAACAUCCUGUAUGUAUAUAUAUAUACACACUUUUUUUAAGCUAUACGAGAGGUAAGUGGCCGUAGAGACGACAAGCGCGAUUUCGUAAAGAAAUUAAAAGAAAAAAAAUAAAGAAAAAAAGGGAGCAAGAUGUAAAGGGAACCCAAGAUAAAAAGAUGCGACAUCGGUAAUAGCGAUAACACACAUACACAAGGAGGUUCCUCCUUGUACUGCGUUACUGAUCGAGGCGAGAAUUGUCUCGCGGCUGGUCGUUUAUCGAUUUUACGAUAUGUAAGACUCGUUGUAUUGCGACGAUUUAUACAAAGACGGAAUGCGGGGUAGAAAGCGGAAGAUAACGCGCGCGGUGACGAGGAGGGACGGAAAUAGAUCGCGCGUAUCCUGCAGCGCGGCACGGCGAAACGCGGGGAGCACGUGCGUCGCGUGCGUGUGCGUGUGCGUGUGCGUGUGUGAGUGUGUAUGUGUGUGUCGCGCGUGGAGUCAAUACGCGCGCGCACGCACGUGCUCGGUGCUCGCCUCGCACUCGAUCCCGCGUAGCGGUAUUCCGUAUUGUGAAUCUGUUCAUAUCUCUUAGCUGUACCUUCUUGCACUUGCCGUCUUAAAAAACGGACGCGUGUAUUAAAAAGCGAUAGCAAGGUGUAGGAACUGCAACUAAAGUAAUAAACAGAAUCAACGGUACUCGUUUUUAAUUAUUCAAAAAACACGAAAUAAUCAGUUUUUUUUAAAUAAUAUGUGUCUUAUUUUCUGAUUGUAUAGAUAUAGAGUGUCCCUGAAAGACCACCGCACGUUCAGGGAUGCGAUAUUAAUUGGCGAGCUUUACAUUAAAAUUCUGUUGAAAGUUUAAUUUAAUUGAAAAAUAUUCUGUUAUUUAUUUUUCCUCUGAAGCUUCGCCGAAAACAGCCCUAAUUUUUAAUUACCCAACUGCAUAAUAUUUUCAAGUAAAAAUUAACUUGAAAUUGUUGAAAGAAUUUGAGGUAUUUGUUUAUGAAUAGGACGCCUGAUUCUCGGGGCAUCUUAAUUAUUCAGAAUCAUAUAUCGUCUCGUUACCACGAGCGAUACGUGCUGUUGAUUUAAGAUGUGCGGUACGGAAUUCCUCUACUUGACGGGCUGUAACAAUAAUCGAUCUGAUUGCCGCCAAAUAAAAACGUGAAUGCCCGAAAGUGUGUCUAAUCUAGCGCCGUAGAAUAAUGAGAUCGCGAAGGGAAGGCGGUGGAAGCCUAAACUCGCAGGAUUGUAACUGUGGAUACACAGGUUGUAAUGAUAAACCAUUUGUAUGUAUGACACUAUUGACUUAAAUAUAUAGUUUAUAAGCUACGUUCGAUUUACAAGACGUCUAAUUUUACAAGCUGUUUGUUUGUUUGUUUUUUUCUACGCGCGAGAGGCGCGAUGAAUCGUGCAGUCGCGGUAAUUGUGGGGUAAGCGUUUCGAAUGAUUGUUAUACGAAGUGACGAUCGAUUCGUAAGUUGAUUUGACUAGCCCGAUUUUGCCUUAUUGAGAAGUUAAGUUGAACAACAUUUUUUUUUAGCGUUAGAUCGAAACAAAGCGACAAUUGCUUUAGCAUUAGACGGAAACGAAGUUCUGUUCAAGCAAAAUUCAUGUGUAAUUUGUAAAAGAUUAAGGAUUUUGAUCGUUUGAACAUUUAUUCAUAAAUAUAAUACGAUAAAUUCUUGAUUCUAAGAUGAUUA
This is a messenger RNA of Temnothorax curvispinosus, 4394 nucleotides long. Its product is annotated as E3 ubiquitin-protein ligase ZNRF1. Bases 610 to 1248 code for a protein of 212 amino acids. NCBI's taxonomy places the organism in Eukaryota, Metazoa, Arthropoda, Insecta, Hymenoptera, Formicidae. The record is from RefSeq and is a predicted model, not a curated record. The transcript is spliced from 4 exons.